AUGAGCAAACGAAAUAGACAAGAUUUUGAAAAUUAUCAUCAAUUUAUUAAUUCGGAGGAAAUAUUCACUAACAAUUUUAAUAUUAUGGAAGAGAAGGCAAAAAAGAGUGUGAAAUUCCAACAAGAAAUAUUUUCAGAUGAUGUUUGUUUUGAAAUAAUUUCCAUGAUUGAUGAUUCAUGGUUUAUUUUAAAUAAUUGUUGUUUAAUUUCAAAACAAUUCUUUAAUGUGAUCAAGGAACGUUCAAAACUUGUUAUUCAAUUUAACAAAAAAUUUACAAAGAAACGAGUUCAAUUAUUCAUGAAAAGUCAAUUCAUGAAUAGUAUUGUUAAUCUUAAAGUUUCUCGCCGGUUACUUGACUCUUUAGAACAACCCAAAUUCAUAAGUGAAAUGAAACAAUUAACAUCACUUAAUAUUUCUGACAAUCAAAUUGGCUUAGAAGGAGCCAAAUACAUCAGUGAAAUGACACAAUUAACAUCACUUGAUAUUAGUGUAAAUCGAAUUGGUGUUGAAGGAGCUAAAUUCAUAAGUGAAAUGAAACAAUUAACAUCACUUGAUAUUAGUGUAAAUCGAAUUGGUGUUGAAGGAGUUAAAUUCAUAAGCGAAAUGAAACAAUUAACAUCACUUGAUAUUUCUGACAAUCAAAUUGGCUUAGAAGGAUCCAAAUACAUCAGUGAAAUGACACAAUUAACAUCACUUGAUAUUAGUGUAAAUCGAAUUGGUGUUGAAGGAGCUAAAUUCAUAAGUGAAAUGAAACAAUUAACAUCACUUAAUAUUAGUGUAAAUCGAAUUGGUGUUGAAGGAGUUAAAUUCAUAAGUGAAAUGAAACAAUUAACAUCACUUGAUAUUUCUGACAAUCAAAUUGGCUUAGGAGCCAAAUACAUAAGUGAAAUGACACAAUUAACAUCACUUGAUAUUUCUGUAAAUCGAAUUGGUGAUGAAGGAGCUAAAUUCAUAAGUGAAAUGAAACAAUUAACAUCACUUGAUAUUUGUGACAAUCAAAUUGGUGUUGAAGGAGCCAAAUUCAUAAGCGAAAUGACACAAUUAACAUCACUUGUUAUUACUAGCAAUCGAAUUGGUGUUGAAGGAGCUAAAUUCAUAAGUGAAAUGAAACAAUUAACAUCACUUGAUAUUUCUGGCAAUCGAAUUGGUGAUGAAGGAGUUAAAUUCAUAAGUGAAAUGAAACAAUUAACAUCACUUAAUAUUAGUGUAAAUCGAAUUGGUGGAUGA
This is a messenger RNA of Naegleria gruberi, 1227 nucleotides long. RefSeq lists its product as uncharacterized. NCBI's taxonomy places the organism in Eukaryota, Heterolobosea, Eutetramitea, Acrasida, Naegleriidae. The coding region runs from base 1 to 1227 and encodes 408 amino acids. Gene Ontology annotation, biological process: activation of GTPase activity; nucleocytoplasmic transport. Gene Ontology annotation, molecular function: GTPase activator activity; small GTPase binding. The record is from RefSeq and is a predicted model, not a curated record. The transcript has a single exon. Gene Ontology annotation, cellular component: perinuclear region of cytoplasm; nucleus; cytosol.